AUGCACCAGCUUUAUCUCCACUACCUCUCUUGCAAGGGCAACUGGGAGAAGUGCUCCUUAGUGGUGUCCGUCCGCAAGCAGUUUGAGAGCUCAUUCCGUGAAACUUUUGAGUUCUGGGAUUACAAGAAAAUGAAAGAAGUGUUGGGGGAAGCGUUGGCUGAUGACUUGGUUGAUCGACAUAAGAAACAAGAAGAAAAGAAUCCUGACUUCCCGAACAAUGAGCUGCUUUGGCGGUACAAAAACUUUGCAGGAGUGGUUGAGGAGAAGACCAAACGUGUCCAACAUGAAGCCCAGUUGUCGGCAGAAGCCACUGUUGAUGAGGAAGAUUUCAUGGAGAAUAUGAUACUUUUCUGA
Molecule: messenger RNA, 354 nt
Organism: Cladocopium goreaui
Lineage: Eukaryota; Dinophyceae; Suessiales; Symbiodiniaceae
Source: the annotation of a GenBank genome assembly